AUGCUAAUCAUGGAGCCCAGGUUCGUUUGCACCUUUAUUAAGAACCUCCUCGCUCCUGUUCUCAUCAAGUCGUACCAAACACCCGAUGCUGUGGACGCUCAAGCGCUUGCCGGAUGUGCCAUCUGGCAAGCUGCUCGAGCGACCUCGGCUGCGGCAACUUUCUUCGACACAAUCAGAAUCGGAAAUCAGACAUUUGUUGACGGAGCCUUCGGCUGCAACAAUCCCAUUUAUGAAGUUUUUGAUGAGGCUAAGUCGAUCUGGCCUGACGCUAUUACAAAUGCGCGCGUACAAUGCAUAGUCAGCAUUGGUACUGGUCUGCUAGACCUAAAGAACUUUGGGGAUAAUGCUGUCCAGUUGGUGGAAACCCUGCAACAUAUUUCUACCGAGACAGAGAAAACGCAUAAAAGAUUCCUUGAGCACCAUGAGCAUCUUGGCGUAGGCAGCAGGUAUUUUCGAUUCAACGUUACCCAAGGCAUGUCAGACAUUAAACUUGGCGAGUCUGAGCGUCUAGACGUUAUCGAAGCAGCAGCAGAGCUCUAUCUAAACGAGCGUCUGGUCAAAGACUCGGUGAAAAUGUUUGUAUCGAGCAGGGCACCCAUGAACCGUACGUAG
Daldinia childiae is the source of this 612-nucleotide messenger RNA. Its product is annotated as Calcium-independent phospholipase A2-gamma. The transcript has a single exon. NCBI's taxonomy places the organism in Eukaryota, Fungi, Ascomycota, Sordariomycetes, Xylariales, Hypoxylaceae. The coding region runs from base 1 to 612 and encodes 203 amino acids. Gene Ontology annotation, biological process: arachidonate metabolic process. The record is from RefSeq and is a predicted model, not a curated record. Gene Ontology annotation, cellular component: membrane.